ACUUUACGCAUGCGCACUUUACGUCAUCGAUCACUUGAAUAAUGUCCACAGACUUGUACAUAGCUUGUUAAACUGUGACCAUGGCUCUCAGCCUUCUUUGUGAAUACAACAGCAGUGACGAGGGUAGCGAAAAUGAAAAUGAGUCGCUCGCUCAUGAUAAAUUAACAACGCCUAUUAAUUUAAAUAUCUGUUCUGCUCCAGACGUUGUACCCACGGGAACGGAGUUGUGUAUAAAACAUGUAGAUCCCACCGCUACAGAAAUAGCAUCUAAUUUGAAGUACGAGGAACUUUUUGGCCCGGAGGUUGGACCAGAAAAUCCAUUUAAAACGCAGCAGCAGCGCGCUGUGAAAAAUAUGCUUUCUGGAUAUGUAGAACAUGCACACAUUAGCCCCUUUCAAUUUGAAAAUCAAAGAAGAACAUUUGCUAGUUAUGGUAAUAUAAACGUUGUAACUCAUAUAUUAUUACAUAUCAAAGACAGUGUGGAUUAUCAAGGACGCUCGUUCUUACACGCACCUCAGGAUGUAGGCGUAAAUUUGAGAUCGGAAUCACCACCCGAUCGUUGUUUCCUACCAAAAGCGCAAAUUCACACAUGGGAAGGCCAUACAAAAGGCAUCUCGCAAAUUCGAUGGUUCCCUCGUACAGCACACUUAUUACUAUCUUGUAGCAUGGAUUGUCGAGUAAAGUUGUGGGAAGUGUAUAAAGAUAGGAGAUGCGUUCGUACAUAUUACGGACAUCGUCAAGCGGUGCGCGAUAUAAGUUUCGACAAUGACGGCAAGCGAUUCUUAUCAGCGGCUUAUGAUCGGUAUGUGAAACUAUGGGACACGGAAACGGGAGCUUGUAUCAGUCGUUUUACAAAUAGAAAAAUCCCAUACUGUGCCAAGUUCAAUCCCGAUCCGGAUAAACAACAUCUUUUUGUAGCUGGUACCAGCGAUAAGAAAAUUAUUUGUUGGGAUAUACGUUCGGGUGAAAUAACUCAGGAAUAUGACCGACAUUUAGGUGCAGUGAAUACUAUUACGUUCGUCGAUGAAAACAGAAGAUUUGUUACAACGAGUGACGACAAAAGUCUGCGAGUUUGGGAAUGGUAUUGCUUUAUUAUCCAUAAAUUAUUUUAUUUCCAAAAAAUAUUUAUUAUCGGGGUUAUUUUCGAAAAACUCUUAUCUCCGAGGAGAAUUCUUUCGAUCGCGCUAUCAAUUGUUAUCAGAAUGAGCGAUGAUCCGAAAUCGCUCUACUUGGUGUCGGGUGAUGCAGACGGAAGAUGUUACAUAUGGGAUUGGAAAACAACGAAAUUGUAUAAAAAGUGGAAAGCACAUGACGGAGUAUGUAUCGACGUACUGUGGCAUCCGCACGAGCCUUCUAAGCUCGUUACAGCUGGUUGGGACGGAAAGAUCAAAUAUUGGGAUUAACGGAUCAAUACUUGGUUUUUCAAUUUUAAAGCUGUAUUUUGUAAGAGUGUUUUUUUUAUUUUUUAGAAUAAAAUGUACAUAUAUGUAAUAAGUAAUUUAUUUUAAUCGUGGGAGAUCUGCUUUUAUUUCUCAAUCCUUUCGUCCCGUUCACGCGAAUUCCUUAUCCAAUCUCAACAAAUGUAUCAUC
This is a messenger RNA of Formica exsecta, 1590 nucleotides long. Its product is annotated as pre-mRNA-processing factor 17-like. Gene Ontology annotation, cellular component: catalytic step 2 spliceosome. The record is from RefSeq and is a predicted model, not a curated record. NCBI's taxonomy places the organism in Eukaryota, Metazoa, Arthropoda, Insecta, Hymenoptera, Formicidae. The transcript has 8 exons. Gene Ontology annotation, molecular function: mRNA binding; protein binding. Bases 81 to 1403 code for a protein of 440 amino acids. Gene Ontology annotation, biological process: mRNA splicing, via spliceosome.